ACACACACACACACACACACACACACACACACACACACACACACACAUAUAUAAAGACACUGGGAAGCUGUGGUAUUUUCACUCAUCUCUCAGGAAUCAGCUGCAGUCAGGAUGGCCGAGAAAAAGAUGUCGUCGAGCAGGAGGAAUCACCUCAAGAGCUUACUGCUGCAGAUCGGUCAGGCGUUGCUGGCGGAGGAGGCGGAGGAGGCGGAGAAGGAGAAGAUGAAGCACGUGGAGGAGCGCUGCCCCCCCCUCUCCAUCCCGGGAUGCACGCAGGAGCUCCAGUACACACAGGUGUCUGAGUGUCUUCUCUGUCAGAUUGAGGACCUGAAGCUGAAGGUCCAGGACCUGAACGGGAAGUUUAAGAAGCCGGCCCUGAAGAAGGUGCGGAUGUCGGCCGACGCCCUGCUGGCCGCCCUGCUGGGCUCCCAGCACAAAGUCUCCAUGGACCUGAGGGCCAACCUGAAGCAGGUGAAGAAGGAAGUCAAAGAGGAGGAGAAGGCGACCGGCGACUGGAGGAAGAACGUUGAAAACAAAGCUGGGAUGGGCGGCAGGAAGAAGAUGUUCGAGACCGAGAGCUGAACCGCAGCGUGUUGUUCUUCUU
Molecule: messenger RNA, 604 nt
Organism: Etheostoma cragini (Arkansas darter)
Lineage: Eukaryota; Metazoa; Chordata; Actinopteri; Perciformes; Percidae
Product: troponin I, fast skeletal muscle-like
Exons: 6
Coding region: 112-582 (156 amino acids)
Biological process (GO): muscle contraction
Cellular component (GO): troponin complex
Source: RefSeq, a predicted model, not a curated record